CUGCUAUAUACCUCGAUCGGCCGAAUUGCGAUUUCUCGUCCGAGGCUACACUCGUGGCAUAAUGGGCUUUGCUCGCUUCAUGCAUAAGAUACCGGAUGCGGAUGCGCCCUUUGCCGCCGCCCUCUGUUACGUACGACCAUAGCAUCUCCCAUAUGAUUAACCUUAUUUCCCAUCAGCCCCUGCGCUCUGUCCGCCGGACCGCCUCGGCCCUCCUCCACCGCUGCUUGCUGAUCAUCUAUCUCACUGCAUCUAUCCACAUCAUGUCUUUCUUCCCCAGUACAACGGUGGCCCCCCUUUUUUCUUACGCUGUAUGCACAGGAUGUCUCCUCCCGACUAAUUCCCCCCUCAUGGGUCCACUACAGGCUACAGCGAGGUAUGAAUAUCUUUCCACCACAGCCCCAGCUCGCCUUCUUCGGUCCUAUCAGUGCCUUCCUGUCCCUUUCUGAAUUCUCUCGUGACAUUCGCCUUAAUUAGCUUAGCGUCUACCUUGCCAGCCUCAUCAAUGGUUCCGCUAUAUGCCACUAUGUCACUGUCCUCCUAUAUAUAUAAUGAGCAACCCCCACCGACCAUAUGAUACAGUGGCUCUAGCUCUUUUCAGC
Molecule: messenger RNA, 599 nt
Organism: Sodiomyces alkalinus F11
Lineage: Eukaryota; Fungi; Ascomycota; Sordariomycetes; Glomerellales; Plectosphaerellaceae
Exons: 1
Coding region: 96-446 (116 amino acids)
Source: RefSeq, a predicted model, not a curated record